Messenger RNA from Leucoraja erinaceus (little skate), 1228 nucleotides. RefSeq names its product glyoxal reductase-like. Gene Ontology annotation, molecular function: oxidoreductase activity. The coding region runs from base 17 to 919 and encodes 300 amino acids. NCBI's taxonomy places the organism in Eukaryota, Metazoa, Chordata, Chondrichthyes, Rajiformes, Rajidae. The record is from RefSeq and is a predicted model, not a curated record. The transcript has 2 exons.
UCAGAGGGGCGGGCCAAUGGGAGCGGAGCGAGAGGCAGGGUUGAGCCGCGAGGGUUUUGAGAUGGAGACGGUGAAGUUGAACAACGGGGUGGAGAUGCCGCUGGUGGGGCUGGGGACCUUCCGGCUACAGGGCUACGAGGCUGUUCACCGGGCUCUGGACGCGGCGCUGGGCCAGGGCUACCGCUCGGUGGACACGGCGGCCGUGUACGGCAACGAGGCGGACAUCGGCCGGGCCCUGCGGGACCUCCUGCCCAGGCACGGGCUGGCCCGCCACGACCUGUUCGUCACCAGCAAGCUGGGGCCCAGGGACAUGGGGCAGGGAGCAGCGGAAGCGGGCUGCCUCCACAGCCUGGAGGCCCUGGGGCUGGACUACCUGGACCUCUACCUGGUCCACUGGCCGGGCAAGCAGGGCUACAGGAGCGAGGAUGCCCGCAACCCCAGCUGGCGGAGGGAGAGCUGGGAGGCCCUGGAGCGGAUGCAGGAGGCGGGCAGCUUCCGGGCCAUCGGGGUGUCCAACUACACUGUGGGGCACCUGCGGGAGAUGCUGCCCGCCUGCCGGGUGGCACCGGCCGUCCUCCAGUCCGAGUUCCACCCGCGCCUGGUGCAGAGGGACCUCCUGGACUUCUGCUCCGACAACUCCAUCCACCUCCAGGCCUACUCCUCCCUGGGCCGGGGCGAGCUGGUGGCCGAGGACAAGGUGCUGAGGGUGGCCGCCAGCCUGGGCAGGACCCCCGCACAGGUGCUGCUGAGGUGGGCCGUCCAGCAAGGUGUCGGGGUCAUCCCCAAAUCGUCCGAUCCCCUGCGCAUCGGCCAGAACCGCCAGCUCUUCGGCUUCUGCCUGGGUCAGGACCACAUGGACCUGCUCAGCGGGAUGCAUUCCAACACACGCUACUGCUGGGACUCCGGGACGGUGGUGUGAGCGGGAACGGUCGACCCCCAGUCACGUCUCCUCCCACCCCCAGAGGUCACAAGGAAUUGGUGCAGAAUUAGGCCAAAUCUUGCCCUCCCCCCCACCCCCAUCAAUUUAAACCUCUGUCGGAUCUCGAUUUCCCCUUCCCUGGAGAGAAUUAUUUCUCAUGAGGUCAUAAGAGAGAUAGGAGCAGAAUUAGGCCAUUCGGCCCAUCGAGUCCACUCCACCAUUCAAUCAUGGCUGAUCUACCUCUCUCACCCCAACCCCAUUCUCCUGCCUUCUCCCCAUAGAAACAUAGACAAUAGGUGCAGGAGUAGA